Messenger RNA from Rotaria socialis, 864 nucleotides. Lineage: Eukaryota; Metazoa; Rotifera; Eurotatoria; Philodinida; Philodinidae. The record is from the annotation of a GenBank genome assembly.
AUGGAGAGACUGAUUGAAAUUGAGACACCGAUUGGUAAAUUUAAUGUAUGGACAAAAGGUAUCGGUAACAAUGCAAAGAUAAAAUUAUUAUUGUUACAUGGUGGUCCUGGUGGCACUCAUGAAUUAUUUGAAUGCUUCGAAAAUUUCCUUCCGAAAGAAGGAAUUGAAAUUUAUUAUUAUAACCAGCUUGACUCUUUUUUAAGUGAUCAACCAAAUGAUCAUAGUUUAUGGACAGUUGAAAGAUUUGUCGAUGAAAUUGAGCAAGUUAGAAAAGCGCUAGACUUGACUAAGGAGAAUUUUUUUCUUUUCGGUCAUAGUUGGGGCGGUAUUGUAGCAAUCGAGUACGCUUUAUUAUAUCACAAUAAUUUAAAAGGUUUAAUUAUCAGUAAUAUGAUGAGUAGCUGUCACGAUUAUGCUAGAUAUCUGGAAAAUCAGAAUCCUAAAUAUAUGGAACUUUUGGUGCCUAACUUUUAUUGUAAAUUUUUUUGUCAUCUACAACCAUGGCCUGAAGUUGUUGAUCGUGCUUUAUCUCAUUUAAACACUGAUAUUUACAAUUUAUUACAAGGCCCAUCGGAAUUCUCAAUAACAGGAACAUUAGCUAGUUGGGAUCGAAAAGAAGAUCUAGUUAAAAUAAAAGUACCCACACUUAUCAUCGGCGCUACAUAUGAUACAAUGAAUCCAGAAUAUUUACAAUGGAUGGCUAGUCAACUGGAAAAUAGUUCAUCUGUAAUUUGUCCUAAUGGUAGCCAUUGUGCAAUGUGGGAUGAUCAACUAUAUUAUUUUUCUAAACUUAUUGAGUUCAUUAAAAAUGUUGCUAAUCAAAAAGAAGACGCCGAAAAUUUAGACAAUAAUUUAUUUGUAUGA